AGCACAAAAUGUUUUGGGGCAUCAGUCCUGCUCUUGAUUUGCAAGAAGAGUACCUAAAAUAUGGCGAUAAAAACGCCUACGAACUCAACUUCCUCGUCAUCGGGGGCUGCGAUGGAAGACAUCUGCUCAAAACGUUGGCGCAAGCUUACCGGCACACCAGGCGCUACAUGAACCUGUUUGUCGUCGAUGGAUGUCCUGAGUUAGUCGCGAGGCAGCUUCUUCUCACUUCCUUGGCGUUGGAGAAGACAACACGAUGUGGGCUUUUGGAGAAAACUCGACGUUACUUAGAAAUCUACGGGAAUUUGCUGUUACGACCUUCCACGUCAAGGUACUUAAUUGCUAAGGCUCGUCAAUUAGUCGGCAUGGUUACUAAUCCUGACUACAUGAAUUGCCUGCUACCAUGCGUCUCCAUUGAACAGAUGAAGUAUCGUGAACGUGAUUAUAUGGAGAACCUGAUCAAUUUCUGGACUACAGGUAACACUAAUCAGUUUAACGCGUGUGAGCUUUGGGAGCAUCGUAUAAGACAUAGUCUUGGUGUGAGAUAUGACAGCAGAAUGGGAGUUUACGACUGGGACUAUCACAUGAGGAUGAAGGAAAUUGGAAGUCAGAUUUGCUAUCCAGAAUACAAACAUUUUCGGGAGCACGGCGUGGCCUUCACGUGGCUUGAAACUGAAGUUUGUCGACCAAAUGUGAGCUUCGCUGCUGGUGUUUAUAAGUGCGGUGAUAGAUAUCUCCACAGGGGCUAUUUGGGAGACAUAGUAACCUCCCCUUACAUUGGGUAUGGGCUCAACUGUGAGGACUCGGAUAUGCUAAAGUCUACUCAUGGUGUCAACUAUAAACGUGCGACGGAUAUUGCAGAAAGAAACGUAAUGAGAAUGUUAUACGAAAUAGAAAAUCGUCAAGAAUUCGAUGUUGCUGCUUUGAACUUGGAAACAGAAAAGAAUUUGGGUAUGGUGGUAUUGGCUCAGAUAGAUGCUAAAAUAUCUGAGAGUGGUCCAGAAGCUCCUUUGCUCUUACGUGAAGAUCGAGAUACUUACAUCAAUGUGGAUUACGGGAAGGUGCACUUUUUGUCUCUGUCUGCGCUGGAACAUUACCCGCACAAGCCACAGUUCCAGGGGUUGUUCCAUGGGGUGUUCGUGGGUCACAAUAUGUUGCCUCGAGUGAAGCCGAGCGUGUGGUCGAUGGCCCGUGAUGACGCGGUGGUGCUGAUGGAGUCGAGGAAGUUCAUGGUGGAGCAGAAGAGAGAUGACGUGAAGGCUUACGGUGAGCAGAUCACACAAGCCGCUACAGCUGCCCAGUGUGAGAGAAUUGCUACGUUCGAUGCAGAAAAAGAUGACUUUGCCAGAUUUUUGAUCAAACGAAGAAGUGAGAGUACUGACACAAACAUUUCGUUUUAGAUUUUUAUUGUAGUUAAUAGUGUAUUUUAUUAUUCUUCUGAUAAAGCAGGUGAUAUUCAGGAACUCGUUUCAUUUAUUUUUGAGUAGCAACCGAUGUCUAAUGUUAUUUAAAGGUGUAUUAAAUAAAACUGAAAAUAU
Molecule: messenger RNA, 1535 nt
Organism: Helicoverpa zea (corn earworm)
Lineage: Eukaryota; Metazoa; Arthropoda; Insecta; Lepidoptera; Noctuidae
Gene: Dnaaf3
Product: dynein axonemal assembly factor 3 homolog
Exons: 1
Coding region: 9-1397 (462 amino acids)
Biological process (GO): axonemal dynein complex assembly; motile cilium assembly
Source: RefSeq, a predicted model, not a curated record